This is a messenger RNA of Kwoniella mangroviensis CBS 8507, 1938 nucleotides long. RefSeq lists its product as uncharacterized. Bases 1 to 1938 code for a protein of 645 amino acids. Gene Ontology annotation, cellular component: nucleus. The transcript has 9 exons. Gene Ontology annotation, biological process: DNA repair. Gene Ontology annotation, molecular function: ATP binding; ATP-dependent chromatin remodeler activity. The record is from RefSeq and is a predicted model, not a curated record. NCBI's taxonomy places the organism in Eukaryota, Fungi, Basidiomycota, Tremellomycetes, Tremellales, Cryptococcaceae.
AUGUCUUCCUCGACAGGAGGAAUGCCUAUGUCCGAUUCAGGACCGUGGGUUGGUACACAACUCCAUGACCAUCAAAAAGUUGGUCUAUCAAAAAUGUUAUUCAUGGAAAAUGACUACAGGUCAUUGUAUGAAACAAUGAUCAGACAAGAUUCUUCGCUCAAGAACAGGCAGUUCCUCGAUUUAUCGUCUUUCUCACAUAUGUGGACCGAUGAAGGUGGAGAUCAAUGGAGUGAUCACUUCUCUCAGACUUUAGGGAAGGACGUUACAAGACCCUUGCAAGGCAAGGGUAUGAUACUGGCUGAUGAGAUGGGUACCGGCAAAAGUCUGAUUGUUCUGGCUCUUAUUGAAGCUUCAGUCGGAGCGAUAGAUGAGUGGAUGAGUGUAUCAGCCAUCUUGUCAGAAGAACCUACCUACCGACUUCCCAAGGAAUAUCCGAUGUCCAAGAUCUUCGUUGACAAUGCACCUCUGGAUAAUCCCGUUAUAUCAGCUGGCCAAAGCCGUUUCUGGCGAGAAUCGGCAGAAAUCGAUUCCGUUUGCCGAGCCACUUCGGCCACUUGUCAGAAAUCCAGGGCCACCUUGCUCGUCUGUCCUAAAUCGAUAGUCGGUGUAUGGGAAGAAAUGAUCGAGCAUCACUGGAAAGGUAGUAAUGCCAAAUGGUGGAAAGACUCUACAGAGGUACUCAGGCCUCAAAACCGCCCUUUGAUAGUGUAUAAUCACUAUGAGAAACAGAAAGAGGAGAAGAUAGACAAACUCAAGAAUGCUUCGAUCGUAAUUACCACAUACGAUGCUCUUACACUCAGCCACAGAAAGAAAGGGCUUCUUCAUAGAAUGCUCUUCUAUCGAGUCGUCUUAGAUGAAGGACAUCACAUUUGCAACAGCAAGACUCAGAGGUUCAAAGCUGUCGAAGCUUUACACAAGCGUCAUGUUCACGUCCUCACUGGUACUCCAGUGCAGAAUCAUCUAUCUGAACUUUACGCAUAUGCUAAACUUUUCAAUCUUCCGAGUGGUCUCACCUCUCAACCCUUUUUUGAGGGUUACAUCACGUCACCCGCUCUACUAGGGAACACCACUGCAACUCGAAAGUUUGGCGAGGUCUUUUCACUUCGAAGACUCAAGAAAGACCUCGGCGAUGUGAACUUGCCCUCUAAAACCGUCAAGGUGUUCUGGCUGAGUAAGAGAAUGCUCAUAGAAGCUUUGGAAGGGGUAGAAGAUAGGUCUCUAGUACCUUGGACCAGUAGCACCGCUGGUGCUGAAGAUGAUAAAGAAUCUCGAGCUGAAUGGCUCACUACCUUUAAGACUCGAAGAAAGCAUUGGUGGGCAAAGAAGUAUAGACCCAUCACCGCCAAAGAGUCCAUCAAGAUGAAAUGGUUCCGAUUUUUCCUCGAAAAGCAAGCUCAUGGGAAGAUUGUAAUAUUCCACCAUUGGAAGCAUACCGCCAAGAUAGCGGACAAAAUCCUCAAAGAAAUGCAAUACGGUGUCGUCUAUCUGAAGGCUAACAUGAGCAUCGAAGAUCGAGUCAGUUAUAAUGAUAAGUUCAACAAGGACGCGAAACGAAAAUUGUGCCUAUUGGCAUCAAUGAAGGUCGGAGGUGAAGGGUUGUCUAUGGUUGGAGCGUCAGCUUGCGUCUUUUUAGACCUCAUGUGGAACCCUGCUUGGCAUGCUCAAGCGAUGGACCGACUUCAUCGGCAAGGACAGACCAACCCCGUCACGGUCUACAUGCCCAUGAUUCGAGCUACUUACGAAGAAGAGAUUUGGCUUCGUCAAGAUGUCAAACGAGGCUUCUUAAAUCUGAUCUAUCCGAAGGAUCCACCUGGAAAACUGCGAUUAUGUGAUUAUCCUCCUGAACUCCUACAAUGGCUCAGAGAUAACCCAGAUCCUCAAGAAGAAGGCAACGAAAACGAUGAAGUUGAAGAUAUGGAUAUGAUCGGAGGUUACUGA